UAAGUCCCGGCCGAGUAGAUCCUUAGCCAAGAAAAUCAGUGACAGUAACGCUUAGCUCAUGUUGAUCAUGGGUCACCAGGGUGUUCCAGCUAUGUAGCUCCGCGCUUUCAGGAAUCAGAAUCAAAGCCUAAUCUGUCAUAUUGUUCACUCCAGAAACUACAAAUUGUCAAAUGACUAAUUAGCGCGGUGCCUACUCUCCUUCUCUCUGCGUGGCCACUGCCAAUAUGAUGGCAACUCCAACUCCAACCUUCCGCACAACUACUCCCCCUCCUGGACGCACCUUUGCGAACCAGCAUACCCUGCCGAAGCUCCCAGUUCCAUCUCUCGAUGACACUUGCAAGCGCUACUUGACCGCUCUUCGAGGUCUCCAGGACGACAAGGAACAUGCUGCCACUCAACAUGCUGUUCGAACUUUCUUAGAUGGCGAAGGUCCCGCUCUACAGGGGAGAUUGAAUGAGUGGGCUCAAGAGAAAGCAAGUUAUAUCGAGGACUUCUGGUAUGAAAGUUAUCUCUCGCACAGCGAUCCUGUAGUACUUGCUCUCAACCCGUUUUUUGUCCUCGAGUGCGUUUCAUGUGAUUUUCAUUUGACUUCUAAAACCCUCCUUAAAUCCACCGCCCGCAGGAAUGAUCCUACUCCGGAUCGGGGCUCUCAGCUACCCCGCGCUACGGCUCUUAUCAUAUCGUCAUUAGGCUUUAUUCAUGAUCUCCGCCAAGGUCAACUUGACCCCGAUGUCGUACGUGGUUGCGCACUAGAUAUGGAUCAGUACAGUAGAUUGUUCGGGACUGCUCGUAUACCAACAGAGCGUGGCUGCAAGAUGCUCGUGAACAAUGCAGCUCGUCAUAUAGUGGUUUUGCGGAGGGGACAGUUCUAUUGGUUUGACGCCCUUGACGAGGAUAACCGACCUCUGUUGACCGAACGUGAGGUUCUUCGCAACCUCCAAGCCAUCUGCAAGGACGCUGACAAGACUCCAAUCACUGAGGUUGCUCGUACGGCUAUUGGUGUUCUCACUACCGAGAAUCGGAAAACUUGGUCUUCCCUUCGACAUGAACUCGUGCAGGAUAAGACCAAUGCAGCUUGCCUGCGUCUGGUCGAUGAUGCUUUGUUUGUGGUCUGCUUGGAUGAUGCAGCCCCAGGUCGCGAUGGCAUCGGCGCGCUCGCUCAAACCGGCGAAAAGGGAGAAGACCUCGCUGCCCUAUGCAGUAAUUUCCUUUGCGGAACUUAUGACCUGCGGGAAGGUGUGCAGGUUGGCACGUGUACUAACCGGUGGUAUGACAAACUGCAAAUCAUUGUGUGUGCGGAUGGUGCCGCCGGCAUCAACUUUGAACAUACUGGCGUUGACGGCCACACGGUUUUAAGGUUUGCUGCAGAUGUCUUCACUGAAGGCCUCAUGCUGCUUGCGCGUUCAAUCAAUCCCUCCGCACCCACUCUAUUCCACGCAUCCCUUUCUCCGCACGCUAAGUCCUAUAGGCCUCCCAAGUCGAUAGCCGGCGGCAAAUCGCCAGCAUCCUCUCAAAGUUUCUCAUAUGAUACCUCACCUUCUAAACUCAUGUGGACACUGACUCCCUCAAUUCGAGUUGGCAUCCGGUAUGCUGAGACACGGCUGAGUGACCUCAUAUGUCAGAAUGAUUGUCAGGCGCUCGAGUUUAAGGGCUAUGGAAAGAAUUUUAUUACGAGUCAUGGUUUCAGCCCCGAUGCGUUUGUGCAGAUGGCUUUCCAGGCGGCAUACUUCGGGCUUUAUGGGAGAACGGAGUGUACUUAUGAACCUGCAAUGACGAAAGCCUUCCUUCACGGGAGGACUGAAGCUAUCCGGACAGUGCAACCAGAGAGCGUGGACUUCACGAAGAUAUUUUUCUCGGAGUGUUUGCCUGAUGAGAAGAUCCGUAAAUUGCGCAAGGCAUGUGAUCGACAUGUACAACUUACGAAGGAGUGCAGCCAGGGCUUGGGCCAAGACCGACACUUGUAUGCAUUAUACUGCUUGCAUCAGCGCCAGGCGACAGGAAACCUUGACCCUUCUCCUGAUGACCCGAUCCCGAACGGAAACAUUCAAAAGAAUAUCCUUCCAUCAAUCUUCGCUGACCCGGGCUGGGGUCUACUAAGUACGUCCAUUCUGUCCACUUCAAACUGUGGAAACCCUGCAUUGCGCUUGUUCGGAUUCGGGCCCGUUGCGGCUGAUGGGUAUGGCAUUGGAUAUAUUAUCAAAGAGAAUGGGAUUAGUGUCGUCGCUUCAUCGAAGCAUCUACAGACGCGCCGAUUCCUGGAUACCCUCCAGGGAUAUCUGUUAGAAGUUCAGAGGAUCUUAAUCCAGCUCCAUCGCUCUGCAAAUGAACGCCCAGCGCCAUUUGUUGAUCACUCUGGCAUCCUCCGUGACUCUAAGACUGGUCGGCCAAUCAACGGCCACGAUUACGGGUCAGACGAAUCGGGCAGCGACUAUGGGGAUACUAUGCCUAGUUAUUCGUUCUUUGACAGUGGUGAUAUCGAACUGCUCGGGCGCCACAAGAGAAGUCCGUAUGCAAAUAUUGGAAAAGUCCUCCCGCUUUCCGAUUAUUGACAGAAAGUGGCUAAAUGUUGUAUGUACAAGUAUGGGAAAAUAUAUUUUAG
This is a messenger RNA of Suillus plorans, 2599 nucleotides long. RefSeq names its product acyltransferase ChoActase/COT/CPT. Gene Ontology annotation, molecular function: carnitine O-acetyltransferase activity. The record is from RefSeq and is a predicted model, not a curated record. Gene Ontology annotation, biological process: carnitine metabolic process. NCBI's taxonomy places the organism in Eukaryota, Fungi, Basidiomycota, Agaricomycetes, Boletales, Suillaceae. Bases 225 to 2549 code for a protein of 774 amino acids. Gene Ontology annotation, cellular component: mitochondrion. The transcript is spliced from 14 exons.